This is a messenger RNA of Megalobrama amblycephala (Wuchang bream), 1353 nucleotides long. Its product is annotated as ubiquitin carboxyl-terminal hydrolase 47-like. Bases 80 to 1303 code for a protein of 407 amino acids. Lineage: Eukaryota; Metazoa; Chordata; Actinopteri; Cypriniformes; Xenocyprididae. Gene Ontology annotation, biological process: protein deubiquitination. The transcript has 12 exons. The record is from RefSeq and is a predicted model, not a curated record. Gene Ontology annotation, molecular function: cysteine-type deubiquitinase activity; DNA binding; cysteine-type endopeptidase activity. Gene Ontology annotation, cellular component: cytosol; nucleus.
GCGAAAGCUAGAUUCAUGUUUUGAACUCUUCAUUGGUUUAAGCCUAAAGCUCCAUUUUUGCUUUCAUUUAUCUAACAAAAUGUUCUGCACUAAGGACAAGCCACGCGAUGUAAAAGGUUCAUACAGAGGUUUGAACAGUCAAGGAGCAACCUCCUAUUUGAAUGCAAUCUUACAGGUGCUCUUCAUGACCAGAUCAUUCAGAGAGAGAGUGAUGGGAGCUUCCAGUGACACAAAUGAGAAUUUAGUGUCAGCAUUAAAGAAAAUAUUCCAAGAGCUCAGCAAUCAGUACAGUGGUGCUCCGAGUGUCUCGACUCGUGGAAUAAUCACUUCUCUUGGUAUACAGAAUGUAAAUGAGCAGCAGGAUGCUGUGGAGUACUUCCAAGAUAUCCUAGAGAAAGUAGAUUCUACUUUGGCCGAGGACUUUAGUGGAACUCUGAGGAACAUCAGAAAGUGUUCACAUCAUCACGUGUCCCAUGAUGACAGCCCAUUCAAGUCACUACAGAUUCCUGUUAUCACAAGAGAUGGACAGUUCAAACUUGAAGAUGGACUUAAUAAAUAUUUUGAGUCUACUAUAUUAGAUGAAGAUGCCCAGAUGUACUGUAAUGAUUGUGACGAGAAGAGGGAUACGACACUGAGUAUUGAAAUACACGAGUAUCCAGAAAUACUGCCUUUGCACCUUAAAAGAUUCGAGUAUGACUAUAGAGUUCGUGGGUUUGUGAAAAAUGAUUGCCCCAUGGAUGUGCCGCUUCAUUUAUCUCUUCAGGGGCACAAGUAUUCGCUCUAUGCUGUGAUCAAUCAUACGGGUACACGUUUUAGAGGUCACUACACUGCUGUCAUCCGAUCUUUUACAGAUAACAAGUGGUACCAUUUUAAUGACAGUCGUGUCACACUGACUGAUGAGAGUGAACUGAAAAGGUCUGGGGAAGCUUACUUGCUCUUGUACCAGAAAAAGACUGAUUCUUUUGAAGGCAGUGAGCCUGUGUCACCUCUGCCGGAACCUGCUGCCGGUCCUUCAACAUCUGCUGCUGUACUCACAGCACCACCAGGAAGAAGAGUUCAGAGAAGGGUAAGCGAGCAGCCAUCAGAGGUGGAGCGGCAGCUCAUAGAAGCACUCCGGACCCGUCCUGUAGCUCCAGCGCCGCCUCCACGCUCAGAGGAUGAGCUUUUCCUCUUGAGUCUGGUCCCUUCCCUGCAGAGGUUGCCACCUCAGACGAAAGAAUUCGUCAAAUUUCAAAUACACAAAUUAAUUUAUGAAAGCAGCACAGUUGUGCUUAAUUUGGAACAAGUGGAGCCUACUGAGUAGUUUUAAAGGAAUAGUCCACUCUUAAAUACACUUUUCCUGAUAAAUGUACU